CUCCCAGUGACUGUAGGGAAGACCGUGCUAUUUCCUGCCAAGAUGAAGCUGCUGUUGCUGUGUCUAGGGCUGACUCUAGUCUGUGCCCAUGAGGAAGAAAACGUUGUGAGAAGCAACAUCGAUAUUUCAAAGAUUUCAGGAGAGUGGUAUUCCAUUCUCUUGGCCUCAGAUGUUAAGGAAAAGAUAGAAGAAAAUGGUAGCAUGAGGGUUUUUGUCGAACACAUCAAAGCCCUGGACAACUCUUCUCUGGCCUUUGUAUUUCAUACAAAAAAGAACGGAAAGUGUACUGAAGUAUUUCUGGUUGCUGACAAAAGAGAGGAUGGUGUAUAUAGUGUUGUGUAUGAUGGAUACAAUGUAUUUAGCAUAGUUGAAACGGUCUAUGAUGAAUAUAUCCUGUUACAUCUUCUGAAUUUUGACAAGAAGAGACCAUUCCAACUGGUAGAGUUCUAUGCCCGAGAACCAGAUGUGAGCCAAAAACUCAAGGAAAAGUUUGUGAAAUACUGCCAAGAACAUGGGAUUGUUAACAUACUUGACCUGACUGAAGUUGAUCGCUGUUUACAGGCCCGAGGAAGUGAAGUGGCCCAGGACUCCAGUGUUGAGUGAAUGCUUCCUUACCUGGGCUCCAGGAUCUUCCCUUCUGUGGUCCCCACACCAUCUAGUGACAAGUGCUGUGACCUGAUUUCCAUCAUAAUCACAUAGGAAAGCAUUAUCUCUGCAUCUUCAGAAUCUUCCUUAAUUGUCUAGGAAAACAUUAACCAACCAAGAUUUCAAGAAUUUUCUCCAAAUUUUCCAGCUGUCUUUCCCAUACCCAGGAGAACUCUAUGGUGAAUAAGAACUUCCUGUACCUGGUCAAUAAAUGAUUAGCCUUG
Molecule: messenger RNA, 869 nt
Organism: Lynx canadensis (Canada lynx)
Lineage: Eukaryota; Metazoa; Chordata; Mammalia; Carnivora; Felidae
Gene: LCN9
Product: lipocalin 9
Exons: 7
Coding region: 43-603 (186 amino acids)
Molecular function (GO): odorant binding; small molecule binding
Source: RefSeq, a predicted model, not a curated record